UUGUUAUGUCUGACUUGACUGAUUCAUUUUUCAUUCGAUUAUCCCUUCCCUUCCCUAUCUCAUUUUUCGAACUGUCAAAAAGUCCGGGUUUCUACAUUUGCGAUUAUAAAUUUCCUUUUUGUAAGGAAAUACCAUCAGCAUCACCGCACCACACAGCUCGACAAUGCCGGAACUCACGGAGCUGGACAAGGCCACUGCCUCUAUGACUGAGAAGAGGAAGGAGGAGACCGCUUCCUCGGACAGCGACUCUGACGACACCAUCCCUGAGCUGGAGGAUGCUGGAGCCCCCGGCGCCGGCGGCAUCACCAACCCCAUCGCGGGCAUCGACCUAGUCUCCAAGGCGAAGCAGUCGCGAGGCGAGAAGAAGGCCCGCAAGAUCAUGAGCAAACUCGGGCUUAAGCCUGUAUCAGGAGUGAACCGAGUGACCAUCCGCAAGUCCAAGAACAUUCUCUUCGUGAUCAACUCCCCGGACGUCUACAAGAACCCCCAGUCGGACACCUACAUCGUGUUUGGAGAGGCCAAGAUUGAGGACCUGUCUCAGCAGGCCACCAUGGCCGCUGCCGAGAGGUUCAAGGCUCCGGAGACCAAUGUGGCUGGCAACGACUCCGCUAGCACUGGCACUACCGUAGCCCCCAUAGCCGAAGAAGAGGACGAGGAGGGCGUGGACGAGACCGGAGUCGACGAGAAGGACGUCGAGAUCGUGAUGUCGCAGGCCAACGUGUCGCGGGCGCGGGCCGUGCGCGCGCUUCGGAACAACCAGUCGGAUAUCGUUAAUGCUAUUAUGGAGCUGACUAUGUAAUCACCAGAUAGUCACAACUUAACUUUACUUAGCUUUAAGUCUGCAACAACAAGGGACCGGCCUCCAGUAGAACGAAGGAGCCAGUUCCCUCAGCAUUUCUCAUAGAUCCAAAGUAGAGCCUUCUUCGCGAAGGUUCAGUGUGAUGGUUUAAGAACGGACAUACCCGGGGUGUAUAUAGGCAUAUUUUACUUGAUGUAACAAUUAAAUAUUGAUAAAUUC
Messenger RNA from Plutella xylostella (diamondback moth), 1018 nucleotides. RefSeq names its product nascent polypeptide associated complex protein alpha subunit (gene Nacalpha). Gene Ontology annotation, cellular component: nascent polypeptide-associated complex. The record is from RefSeq and is a predicted model, not a curated record. NCBI's taxonomy places the organism in Eukaryota, Metazoa, Arthropoda, Insecta, Lepidoptera, Plutellidae.